AUGAUUAUAUUGAGAAAUAAGCACGAAAUUUAAUCUAAUUUCUAAGCUACUUAAUUAGCAUUUGCAUUAAAUUGUAGAUAAUAUCGUUGUAGAAGCAUAAUAAAGCAAUUAAUUAAAUUAUUAAAUUUUAUAUUUCGAAUAAGUUAAAUGGAUAAAUAAAACAGAAUGAUUAAAUAACUUUUCUGCAUAUUAGGCUUAUUAGUCGCAGCAUCUAUUGCUGGGUCACCCAACAGAAUUCUUUUUGGACCCCACACUGUCACUUAUACCAUUACAAAUAAUGUUUUGCAAGUCUAAAUCUAAGCAAACAAUAAUGGUUGGGUUGCAUUUGGAUGGGGAGAUUCAAUGAUAAACUCUGAUAUUGUUGUGGUAAGAAACGAUGGAACUUUAAAAGUUGAAGACAGAUUCUCUACUGUCAGAGGAGUAGCUCCUCUUUUGGAUGUUGCCUAAGGAGGUACUUAAGACUGGACUCUAGUGACAGGCGGUUUCUAAAAUGGUUCUUGGGAUAUAACAAUUUAGAGAACACUCACUACAUCUGACAAUAAGGAUUACUAAUUAAUAAAUGGUAAAAGAUACGAUACUCUUUUUGCUAUUGGUAAUGAAAUGUCUUUCACCUAAAAACAUAAAUUCUUUUGGGAGUAUGAAGACAUUAAAUAUAGUGAUGAAUAGCUUGGUGAUUAAGAUGGUGCAGGCUCUAAAUUAACUGCAAUUUUCACUAUAGUUUUCACUAUUAUUUUCUAUGUAAUCAUGUGA
Messenger RNA from Tetrahymena thermophila SB210, 750 nucleotides. Its product is annotated as DOMON domain protein. The record is from RefSeq and is a predicted model, not a curated record. Lineage: Eukaryota; Ciliophora; Oligohymenophorea; Hymenostomatida; Tetrahymenidae. The transcript has 3 exons.